Molecule: messenger RNA, 3881 nt
Organism: Salvelinus sp. IW2-2015
Lineage: Eukaryota; Metazoa; Chordata; Actinopteri; Salmoniformes; Salmonidae
Product: XK-related protein 8
Biological process (GO): phosphatidylserine exposure on apoptotic cell surface; engulfment of apoptotic cell; apoptotic process involved in development
Cellular component (GO): plasma membrane
Source: RefSeq, a predicted model, not a curated record
ACAAGUAGCAGCUGCGUAUUUUUUUCUCCUUUUUUCUUUUCCAUUUGGUGGUUAAAUGCUAGAGCAACCGCAAACGUGUGGAAUUGAGGUUUACUCAGUCAUCAUGGAGGAGGACGGGGGAAGCCCUCUUUUCAAGUACCCAGUAUCUGACUUACUGUUGACAGUCAGUGGUCUGGUGUUCUUUCUCCUGGACGUGGGACUGGCCGCGUGGGCGGUGGUGUCUUUUUAUCAGGAAGAGGACUAUGUGUUCAUGGGACUGCUGGUGUUCCUACUCCUAGGUUCCUCAGCCCUGGUCCAGGCUUUCAGCUGGCUGUGGUACCACUAUGACAAGGACGGGACUGAGACCAGGACUGAGAGCCUUGUGAAGAACCUCUGCUCUCUCAAGAUCCUACAUCUUUUCCAGAUGGGAGUCUACCUCAGAUAUGCUGGUGUGGUGAGGAUCUCGAUAUGUGGCUUCUGCUGUGGAAAGCAUUACAUGGACAGCGAUGCUGUGUAUCUGACCCAUGACCUAAGCCUGCUGCGCCUCAUCGAGGCUUUCUCUGAGAGCACCCCACAGCUUGUCCUCAUGAUCACUAUCAUUGUCCAGAGGGGAGAGGUUGAGCCCAUCACAAUCUUGAAGGCACUUGGUUCAGCAUCUGCCAUCGCCGUCAGUGUGACCAUGUACCACCGUUCCCUGCGCUCCUUCCUCCCUGACAAGGCCAAGCAGGGCUGGUUCUCCUCCGUGGUCUACUUCCUGUGGAACCUGCUCCUUAUUGGUCCACGUGUGGCAGCAGUCGCCCUCUUUGCCUCAGCCUUCCCCUGCUUUAUCACUGCCCACUUCCUGUCUUCCUGGAUGGUUCUCUUUUUCUUCGCCUGGCAACUCAAGACAGACUUCAUGGAUAGCGCCGGUGGAGAAUGGCUCUACCGGGCCACCAUAGGACUCAUCUGGUAUUUCAGCUGGUUCAAUGUGAUAAAGGGGGACACCAGGUGCCAGAGCACCCUCUACCACACCUGGAUAGGAGUGGAUAUUGGUAUGCUUUGUGGUCUUUGGGUGUGGCAGAUGAAGAAGAACCCUCCAUAUUUAGAACUGCCACUAGAUCCCCAUGUCAUCCUUGGCAUUAUGAUCUCAUUCUACCUUGUUGGGCUCGGUCUUAAGGUGAUAUACUACAAGUACAGUCACCCAAAGAUCACACAGCUAAGAGAAGACGAGGGUUGCCUCGAGCCAGAGCCAAGGUCUGAGCCAGAGGAUCUCACCUCAGAUUGCCAUGACGAAGUGGACUCUAGGCUUAUGAGCCAUAGAAUGGGUCCUACAGAAGCAGUCAAAACCUCAUCAGGCCCUCCAGAACCGGUCAUCAGAGUCAAUAAGAGGAUGAGGAACUUAGCUGAUAACUUCUACUCCUGAAUGGAUCAUCAGAGACCUCCUACACAUGGAGAAGGCUGUAUGGGCUUGUUUGACAUUGCAGCCGACACUGCAGUCAGUCUCAAUUAGUCAUUCAGUCACAAUUUACCCACAAUGACUAAAUGAUCUGUCACAUGUGGAGAUGGAAUCCACAUGACAGAUGCCUGUCAGCUCUUCCCACACUGGUGAAAAUACCAAGUUCCUUUAAAAAAAAAUAUUUAAACUUUAUUUUGACAGGGAGUUAUGCUGAGACCAAUGUCUCUUUUACAGAUGAAUCUGGAGGCGAAAGAAAGGCACACCUGUUUAGGCGAGGUGCUGGCUAGCAGGGUUUUUUUGAUGUUGGAACAUCUGUUUAAUGGAAAACUCCAGCUCCCCUAAUCGUGAUAUUUCUACUGAACAUGUAGGUUGCUCACCUGCACAUACUCCAACUCCUUUUAGAAGUAAGAGUUAUUUUGUACAUCCAGCCAAUCGCAAUCACUCUAUUGAGACAUAUUGCAGACUCGUUGAAAAAUAUGUUGGUAAUCUCCUUCAGAACAAAACAGGAGUACAUAUCCUUCCAUAAUUUAAGAGAAUGAAACACAAGCUUUGCUUGAUUUACAAUCCGAUACGUCAGUCCUUACCCGCCCUGCUGAUAAGGGUGGGUCGGUUAUACUCAUGGAUAGUACAGUUUAUGUAAAGGAGUGUCACUGCUUGACAACACCUCUUACAAGAAACUCAGAAGUGACCCCACUUCCUAAUUUCAGAACACUAUCUUUACUGUCCUAGAUGGGUAUUUAAGUUCUGGUCAGAUCACCAAAAAAGAACAUGACUUUUUGGUUAUUCAACACCCUAAAAGUGUCACUUUCUAUACUUUGCCGAAAUUACACAAGAAUGUUACAAAACCAGGACACCAGCAGUAUGAUCUCUAUUAGUGAAUCUCUUGAUCCUCUCCCUGAUAAUACAUUGUUAGUUACUUUUGAUGUUGAGUCGUUAUACAGAAUAUUCCACACGAGGCCGGUAUUGAAGCCAUGGAACAUUUUCUUCUGCAACGUGACCCCAAUAAACUACCUUCCAGUGAAUGCAUUAUAACAUUGGCUGAAAUAGUACUCGCACACAACUACUUCAUAUUUCUAAAUGAUUUCUUUAUUCAGACGAGGGGUACUGCUAUGGGAUCCACUAAGGCUUCUAACUAUGCUCAUUUGUAUGUGGGUUACAUGGAGAAACAGUCCAUUUUCAAUCCUCUCAACAACAAAACAUAUUGUCUAACGUUCUUAUUUGGAAACGGUACAUUGAUAUUUUUGUUCUAUUGAGGGGUGAAGUGAAACAGCUCCAGGCAUUCCAUGCUUCUCUUAACUCUUGUUCUGAGCACCUGAGAUUUACUAUGCAAUCUGACACACGUCAAAUCAGUUUCCUUGAUCUUCUGAUUUUGUUUGAGGAUAAUGUUCUACACACUGAUCUUUACAGGAAACCUACUGAUCGUAACAGUUUCUUGAAAAACAGUUUGCCCUAUAGCCAAUUCUCUCGAAUCAAAAGAAUUUGCAAAAAAACAGACUUCGACAGAAAUAUGUCUGAGACGCAAAGCAAAUUAAAGGAGGGGGUACAAAAAUGGUCAGAUUAAUACUGUCAUUGAAAAUGUCAAAACUAAUCGAGACAUAAACUCUUUCAAGGGUCGCAAAAAUAAGCAUUCUUGCGUUCUAGCUACACGCUAUUCAAAGUGUUCUGAACAAAUUACGGGAAUCUUUCACAAACAUUGGCACAUUCUAUGAUCCGAUGACAGUAUCGGACCCUCACUUGGUCGUAUUCUCGCUGGGCAGAAAUCUCAGAUAAACUGAUUUACCACCCUUACAUAUCCCUGCACAAUGUCUAUUUGCGCCUCUACUGGAUGGAAACUACUAGUGUAAUGGCUGCGCUCAAUGCAAUGGCACUUAAAAAUGUAGAUCAAUCAAACACUCCCAAAUAGGGAAACAGAUCCCUAUCAAAGGUGUUAUCACGUGCUCCACUAAGGCAGUUAUUUAUCUUAUAACUUGUCCAUGUGGUAAAAAGUAUKUGGGUAAAACAAAGCGCGAAUUAAAAGUACAAAUCUCGGAGCAUCGUAGCACCAUUAGGUGCAAAAACUCGAUUUACCCAGUUGCGGCGCACUUUUUGGAAGUGAACCACUCGAUUUCGCCCCAACGUUAUAUCGGCAUCGAACAUGUCACCCUCCCUAGGAGAUGGGGUGACCUCGACAAUUUAUUAUUACAACGAGAGGAUGCCUGGAUCUUUCAUUUAAAGACCCUUGCGCCCUUUGGUCUCAAUUAGACUUUGAUCUGAAACCAUUGUGAUUUUGCUAUGGUAUGCUAUCCAUUCAUGUUUUUUGGGAAUCUGGGAAUUAACCAAUGAUAUCAGGCCACACCCGGCCAUGAUUACAGACACCUGUGUGUGUCCUUAGACACUAAACUAGUGCCCCGUAGUGUUUGUCAUUAUACCCUGAUGAAGACAGCUGUUCUGUCGAAACGUUGGAUAUUAGGUUAUUAUAAACUAGUUG